AUGAAAGAUCGUAAAAAACGGAGUAGUUUUGUGCCGUGGGGCUCUUUUUUCCGGUGUACCCUUCUUCUUCUCUUCUUCUCCGGCUUCACUUUAUCCACUCUCCGGUUGCUCUUCAGAGAAAGGUUUCAUCCAAGAUUGGUGUCGACAUGGAGGAUGCCGCCGAUGAAAGUGGUCGCCGGCGAGUCACCUUCAACUGCGGCUAUCUCAAUUCAAGAAACCGUUAUUUUUCCAGACCAGGCUUUGGUUUACCUAAAGUACCCUUCAUCCACUCUCUUAUUCACCAAAGAUGACAUAGACUGUAUAUAUUUGCUACCCAACUCAUCUAAGCCCCAACUCAAGCUCUCUCCAGUAUCAUUGGACGGUCAAUAUUCCGAUCACCAGACUGUACGGUGCCCGCGUCAGCCACGUGGCACGAUAGUGUCUCUAGCGCUUAAAUCCAACGGGCUUAGUUUACGGUCAGGAAGAGUUUCUGAUCCAUCUAAAUUCAAGUGCUUGUACGGCUGGGAUUUGAGGAAACCAAAAUCUGUUUUGUGGUCCGAGGUUGUAUCGGUUGCUCAAGAAAUUGUAAGAUGCAAAACCCCUUUGAGCAUAUUGAAUAGUCCACAAAGAUUUAAUACUAGUAUUAAGGUUUCAAUUAGGAUGAUUGGUAGACAGACUCUCAAGUCUAUUGCUAGGCCGAAAGUUCGAUUGUCCGACCCUAGACCAUCGUCCAAGAAACAGCACGAGAUGUGCAUAUGUACAAUGUUGAGGAAUCAAGCUAGGUUUUUGCCUGAAUGGCUCGUGUAUCAUUCCCGAAUAGGGGUUCAACGUUGGUUUCUAUAUGAUAACAAUAGUGACGAUGAUAUUGAAGAUGUGGUCGAGUUAUUAGUGGGUGCAAACUAUAAUGUUACUCGACAUGUGUGGCCUUGGAUCAAGACUCAAGAGGCAGGGUUUGCGCAUUGUGCACUCCGUGCUAGGGAUUCGUGUGAGUGGGUUGGAUUCAUUGACGUUGAUGAGUUCUUUCACUUGCCUUCGGGGUUGUCAAUGUAUGAUGUUGUUAGGAAUCAAUCUAGGCCUAGUGAGGUAGCUGAAUUACGUGUGUCGUGCCACAGUUUUGGCCCCUCAGGUCUUAAAAAUGUUCCCGUGAAAGGCGUGACGGUAGGGUACACUUGCCGGUUGGCUGGUUGGGAGAGGCACAAGAGUAUAAUGAGGCCUGAGGCACUGAAUCCUUCAUUGAUCAAUGUGGUGCACCACUUUCACUUGCAGGCUGGGUUUCGGUACGCUAAUAUGGAUCAAAAUGUGCUGGUGAUAAAUCACUAUAAGUACCAAGUAUGGGAAGUGUUCAAGGAGAAAUUCUAUAGGAGGGUGGCUACCUAUGUGUCCGAUUGGCAGCAAGAACGAAAUGUUGGUUCCAAGGAUCGAACACCAGGUUUAGGUACAAAAGCUGUUGAACCAGCCGAUUGGUCGACCAGAUUUUGCGAGGUUGAAGACACGGGCUUAAGGGAUCGUGUAUUGAAGAUGUUCACUAACCCGAAAACAGGUCGAUUGCCAUGGGAGCACCCAAUGAGCACAAGUGAUAGAAGAGUGCUGCUGUGA
This is a messenger RNA of Fraxinus pennsylvanica, 1575 nucleotides long. The record is from the annotation of a GenBank genome assembly. Lineage: Eukaryota; Viridiplantae; Streptophyta; Magnoliopsida; Lamiales; Oleaceae.